AUGGUGUCAUUAACGUUAAAUAAUCCUGUCGUGCAAGCAUAUAUCGUGCAUUCUGCGAUAUUAGCCCUCAAGUUAUUAUCACUAACAGUUCUUACAGCACUAGCACGUAUGACACGAAGAAUAUUUGCUAAUCCAGAGGAUGCGAAAAUGCUCAGAGGAGGAAAGGUCAAGUACGAUGACCCUGUCGUUGAGAGAAUUCGCCGAGCCCACUUGAACGAUUUGGAGAAUAUUCCCGCAUUUUGGAUACUCGGAGCGUUUUAUGUGACUACUGGACCGGCAGCAACAUUCGCAACGCUUCUUUUCCGAUUGUUUACCGUGUUCCGUAUUCUGCACACCAUCGUUUACGCUGUUAUUCCAUUACCUCAGCCUUCAAGAGCUAUAGCUUUCGGCAUACCUUACAUCAUAAUGCUGUACAUGGGUAUCCAAGUAAUCCUGUAUUAUGUCACAGCACUGUAAAGACUUUUAGUGAAAAUACUUACUGUGACCUUCCUGCAUUUAUUUAUUGUUUGGGUUUUGUGCAUACUAAAUUCGAAUACACCAUAUGGUCUGAUAUCUGUAAGAACCUGUUUUCCAAUGUGCCUCGAGUCGCAACCGACCACAGGUUAUCGCAUGUACCUAUAUCAACCCAAUGUUACUAUAUCUGUAGAUAAAUCGUGACUCGGCGUUAUAGCUGUUGUAUAAUUCAACUUCAUUCGGACGGAAAUAUCCGAGUUGUCAACAUUGUGUUGUUAUCGCCUGUCGUAUCUAACCUACAAAACAUAAAGUAUGGUGUCCAUUAAUCUCAGUGAUCCUGCCGUGCAAUCGUACAUUUUAUAUUCGGGUAUUUUGGGUUUAAAAUUAUUGGCCGUUACAAUAUUAACCGGCAGAGUGCGUUACGCUAAAAAAGUGUUUGCAAAUGAAGAGGACGCGAAGCGCACAAAGGGCAAGGUGAAGUACGAUGACCCCGACGUUGAACGAGUGAGACGCGCUCACUUGAACGAUCUCGAGAACAUUCCAGUGUUUUGGGUGCUUGGGGCACUCUAUCUUACAACAGCACCUGAGGCUGCCUGGGCAACUCUGCUGUUUCGAGUGUACACAGCUGGACGAAUACUUCACACUAUUGUGUACGCAGUAAAACCAUUACCUCAACCGGCGCGAGGCAUCGCCUUUGGUAUUCCUUUCAUAAUUACUGUGUACAUGGGUUUCAAAGUAGUUACACAUUUUAUAACUGCUUUGUAGCAAUAUAUUUGGUAUGUUUCGACUGUGAAAUAAUUUUGUAAUGGGUGAAAUGAUUUUUUUAUUAAAUGGUUGAAGUAAA
This is a messenger RNA of Bombyx mori (domestic silkworm), 1297 nucleotides long. Its product is annotated as microsomal glutathione S-transferase 1. The coding region runs from base 1 to 456 and encodes 151 amino acids. Gene Ontology annotation, cellular component: membrane. The record is from RefSeq and is a predicted model, not a curated record. The transcript has a single exon. Lineage: Eukaryota; Metazoa; Arthropoda; Insecta; Lepidoptera; Bombycidae.